This is a messenger RNA of Aplysia californica (California sea hare), 8190 nucleotides long. RefSeq names its product collagen alpha-1(I) chain. Lineage: Eukaryota; Metazoa; Mollusca; Gastropoda; Aplysiida; Aplysiidae. The record is from RefSeq and is a predicted model, not a curated record.
ACGGGAACAUUGCUGUGAAGACAGAAGAUAACAAUAACAAGAGGAUCAAAUUGGAAAAGAAAUCAGAUGUAAAGACGGAGAAUGGCAAGCCGGGUUCGGUGGGUCUGGAGAACCAGAAGUCGUCCCCCCAGUCCAGCGCGCCCCAGCGACCCCCCUCAGGGGUCACGACCCCGGCCUCCAUGAUGUCGGCGGCCCCCGGAGGUCCAGGGGGCGUGGUCACCUCUCUAGAGCCGCCCUUCAUGCAGCAGCAGAGCGAGAUCUUCGUCUUCUCCACAAACUUAGCCAAUCAGGCGGCCCAGAGCGUCCGGCGCGGCCAGUGCAAGAGCAUCUUACAGUACCACUCGGAGCACCCGGACACCAAGGCCUUUCUACAGAAAAAUCCACUGAAGGCCAACAACUUUCGGGCAGGAAUGCCACAUGGAAUGUCGGGUCCCAUGAAAGGACAAGUCCCCAUGGGCAUGAUGCGGAUGCACGGACCCACGCCGGGAUCAUGGGGACCUCACCCGGGCCCCGGCAUGGAAGACCCCAGUAUGAUGGGACCGGGCGGGAUGCCGCCAAACGGACCGUACGCCCCCGGGGGUCCGGGACCCCGCAUGAUGGGCGGCUGGCCGGGACAGGGCUGUGGCGCACCGCACCCACACCACCACCACCCGGGCAUGGGGCCGGGGUUCGGACCUGGAAUGAUGGACAUGGAAGGAGAGCUGAUGAUGGGACCGGGGGGUCCCCAUAUGUCGACGAUUUCGUCCAGCCAGAUCCCGGAUGAGAACUUGACCCCCGAGCAGCGACAGCACCGGUCUAAGGGCCUGGCUCAGCUCACCAAGAUCCACCAGAUGCUCAUGGGCAGCGUUGGACAGCAGGACGGCCGCCAGCCGCCCAUGGACGGGCACCCGGGGGGAAUGUACCCGGGCGGGCCGCCAGGCAUGAUGACGUCGCAGCAACAAGCGAUGAUGUCACAGCAGCAGGCUAUGAUGUCACAAGGCGGGAUGAUGCCACCCCACGGCAUGAUGGGACCUCAGCACCCGCAGCACAUGAUGCAGCCUGGCAUGUCUCCGUAUGGGCCGCGUGGCCCGCCUGGCAUGCCACCUGGCAUGAACGGCAAAGACCAGUACCAAGCCCAGCGAGACUGGAUUCACGUGCAGCAGGAGUACUGGAUGGAGAAGCAGCAGCGCAUGCAGCACAUGGGUCGCGGGGGUCACAUGGAGCCCGGCCCUCCCCCGCCCUCCUACCUGUCCUCCAUCUCACAGAAGCACGGAGGUAUGGGCGGCCCCACUUCGCCAGGGAUGAACGGGAUGAGGAUGCCCAUGCCACACGGGCCUCCCAUGGGGCCAGGGAUGGACCCGGAGAGUAUGGCCAUGUACGGAGCGCCGCCGGAUAUGUGCCGGCCUCCGCAGAUGGGGAUGGACCCUAUGUCCGGGAUGCCGGGCUACGGCCCUCCACACGGCAUGCCACCUAACGGACCCAUGGAGCCAGGGUUCGAUCCAACGAUGGCAGGAGCUAUGCCUCCGGGGAUGGGGCCAGCGGGACCUCACGGGCCGGGCGGCCCUCGGCAUCCGGGUCCCAUGAGACCAGCGCACAUGAUGGGGCCCAACGGGAUGAUGGGAGGCCCCGGGAUGAAGGCGCCCACUCAGGUGACCCUGCACCGGGCGGGGAACCCCGAGCAGUUCAACCCGGAGACCAUGGGCGGGGUCGUGCCCCCGAUCACCGCCAGCUCGACCAGUGGCAGCAACAGCAAACCCCCGCCCAGCUACGCUCAGGCGCAGAAGAGGAAGCGGGACGACAGUGACGACGGCGGCUACGCCAAGGGCAACCUGCAGCAGACGCCGUCCCCGACGAAAAUCCACUACCACCUCAGUCAGUUCGAGGGCCAGGAAUUGACGAUCACCAAGCAGCUCAACUCGGCGUUUGUGGCGGGGAACGGUGGGGACGAGGGUGGGGGUGCCGGAGCAGUAACAGCCAAUAAUAACAACAACAAUAAUAACAAUAACAACAACAACAACAACAACGGUCCUAUGGCCUGCUCAAACACGCCGACGGGUGUAGGUGGUGCAGGCGGGCCGCACUUCAACAACCACGUUAACUCUCCACUCCACGCAGGCACGGGCCCGGCAAAAGGUCCCUUGUCCAACUCCAGCCAAGCGUCUGGUGGCGGUGGGGGCGGCCAUAUUGCCAACUCCCCUGUGGUCAGCGCCCCCGGCCCCUCCCCCCUCACCGGUCAGCAGCCCUCCACCCCACAUUCGGUCGGGGGUCCCCACUCCGCCGGGGGCCCCCACUCGUCCGGAGGACCCCACUCGGCGGGCCCCGUCCCCAACCCUGGUGCUAGCAUGAGGUUGUCUCACUUUGACCCGACGCCGCUCAGUAACGGCGUAAACAGCGCCCCGCACACCCCGAACCCCAGCAUGGCCACCAGUAAGACUUCCUCGUCCUCCAUGUCCAACAUCACCUCCGCAAGCCUGGCCAAUCUGGCGAAAGGUGUUGAGAACUUGUCCAAUCAAAUGCAGCAGAAUAUGAUGCAAGGCGGGCCCUUCCACAGCAUCCAAGUUCAAGGUCAGAUGAGCAGCAACAGCGGCGGGGGUGGAGGAGGAGGUGGUGGUGGUGCCACCGCGGCCAACAGCAGCAAUGGUGGAGGCAUGCCCGCAGCCCCAACUACCUCUUCCUCGCCCGUGUCCAACGCAGUGGGCCCUCUGAACUCGCACACGAACAACGCAGGUGGUGUGGGCGGCGGCUCAACGCAGGCGGGCCCGGUCCCUAGCGUGAACAAUACGUACAUCGCCACCAACAUGUCCAUCUCGCAGGUCAACGUGCCCAGCCACCCGGCCAUGAACAGCUACGUCAACAUGCAGAUGCAGAGCAUGAGCAGCGAGUCGUCGCACAUGGCUGCCGCCGCCGCGGCUGGGGGAGUGCCCCCGUGUCCCCCCGGCCAGCACCCGAUGCCUCACGGGGGAAUCCCCCCCGGCGCUAACGGAGGUAUGGGGGUCAUGGGACCCGGGGGCGGUCACCCGUCAGCGAUGAUGCCCGGGGCGGGAGGUCCGAGGAUGCCUCACCACCACAUGGCUCAGUCCCAGACAAUGAUGGGGCCCUCCAUGGGAGGUCCCAUCCCCCCGGGAGGAGGAGGAGGGCCUCCUUGCUCCAGCAUGGGCCCCGCCCCAGGACCCCCGCAAGCCUCCAUGGGCCCGGGUGUGAGCGCACCCACCGGUCCCAUCCCCCCACACAGACCUAGCUCUUCCUCCAGCAUGCCCGCCACCCCUCCCGCUGUGACCAAAGGGGGACAAUUCACCAGCCCGCCACUCUCGCACCCCCAGAUGACGGCCGGCGCAGCCGCGGGCUCCCAGCCUCCCCCCGGAGUGCCCUCCCCUUCCUUCCCCAUGACCUCCAGCUCCAACUCCAGUGUUCAAAUCCAGCAGAAGGGACACAACACCAUCCAGUACCUGCCGGCCAACCCCCCCACAUCGCAGCCGCCGGCCGCCACCGUCCCCGGGAAGCCGCGGCCGGACCUGGACUACAACAUGCCGCGCUUCCCCUCGCCCAUGAGCGGGAUGGACGGCAAGAACCCGUCCUCCAACCUCCAGUACUUCCCCAAUUCCUCACCCACCGGCGGGCCGCGAGCUCCCAUGACCAACGCGUUGUCGGCGGCCGUGGCCAUGGGACCUGAGUUCGUGAACCAAGCCACGAUCGCUAUGCACCACUCCUCCAUGAUGCGAAGCCCCAGCGUGGGAGACAUGCAAGCGAUGCAGAGUUCGGGCCCCGUCCUCCCGCCCCAGGUGGGCUCGAUGGGACCCAUGGACAACCAUGUCUCGAUGGGCGGGGGGCCCGGUCCCAUGCCACCCGGACCUGGUCCCAUGAUGGGCGGACCCCCGGACCCCAUGAUGAUGGGGGGACCCAUGCGGCCCGGACAUUCCCCCGGCUCUAUGCGCCCGCUGCCCCCUGGGAUGGGUCCGGGGAGUUUGGACUGCGUGUCACCGAUCCCCGGGAUGGGCGGCUACAUGAACAGCGGUCCGUCCAUUGAGCAAGCUCAGGCGCAGGCUCAGGCCCACGCGGCCAUGAUGAUGCAAGGGAACAGCCAGAUGCCUGUUUCGUCACCCCACGGCCCCAUGCCCCCAGGGUCAGCCCCAUCGGGUGGCCCCUCCCCGCACAUGGCCCCCGGCCCGCCACACGGCCCCAUGACCUCUAUGCACGGCCCCAGCAUGCCCCCUGGCAGUAUGCCGGGCUCUUCGCCGCAUGUGUCUGCGGGGAUGCCCGUUCACUCGCCACACGGGCCGCCCAUGCCUGGGGCCAUGACGGGACCCUCACCUCACGGACCAAUGCCGGGCCCCAUGCCAGUCCCUUCGCCCCAUGGACCCAUGUCAGGUCCGUCGCCACAUGGGCCUAUGUCCGGUCCUUCACCUCACGGACCCAUGUCCGGACCCUCACCACAUGGACCCAUGUCCGGACCCUCGCCACAUGGGCCUAUGUCUGGCCCAUCCCCUCACGGACCUAUGUCCGGACCAUCCCCUCAUGGCCCCAUGCCCGGUCCAAUGUCAGGUCCAUCUCCUCACGGUCCCAUGUCUGGACCCUCACCUCAUGGACCCAUGUCCGGACCCUCACCUCAUGGACCCAUGUCCGGACCCUCACCUCACGGACCCAUGUCCGGACCUUCACCUCAUGGACCUAUGUCUGGACCAUCACCACUAGGUGGUCCCAUGCCCGGUCCUUCCCCUCACGGUCCCAUGCCCGGACCUUCCCCUCACGGCCCUAUGGCGGGCCCAUCCCCCCACAGUUCAAUGGCCGGGCCAAUGCCCCCACACGGACACAUGGGCCCCAUGCACGGACCCUCAAUGGCCCGACACCCGGGUAUGCCAGGCAUGAGAAUGCCUGGACCGGGCAUGGCGGGAAUGCCCCCCGGGGCAUCGGGGCAGUAUAGCGGCAUGCAGUACCCCCCUUACCAGCAGGACUAUUACGCCAGCUCGGCCCGCGGCCCGCCUCGGCAGAUGUUGCCCGCCAUGAUGGGUGGUCCGCCCGGACAGCCGUAUGGCAUGAUGCCCAACAUGCCGGGGCCCAGCUGAGACUCGAUCACGUCUCCCCCCCCUCCCCCAGCCAGCCUGCCUGCUUCUCAUUAUCGCAACGACCACCACCACCACCUCGUUCUCUCCUACUUCACGACGCCACCUCCAUCUCCACAUCCUCCUCCUCCUCCUCCUCCACCACCACCACCAUAAACAUAUGUCAGACAGAUGUACAUAGCUCCUUCACCCACCACCCUGCCAGCCGCAUCACUCAUCUGCGUCCCGCUCGCCUCACCAGUGACAACUCCCAACGUCUCUGACACCACCCGCGUGAUGACCCGACGACCUUCACCAACUGCCAACCGUCAUCAAUGUACCCCCCCUACUGUUAUCUGACGAACAAAGAAUUCUCCGGUCCAUGACUGUGCACAGCACUGCAUUGCUCUCGCUUUUUUUCUCUCUAUCCAGCAACUACUGUGAGCUUGCAUCGUCAAGCCACUGGCUACUCACACUAGCCCGCCCUCCCUCUGAUCUGCUCACAGUAAUAUGUUGAUGUAUUAGAUCUUCGCGGAAAGUAUUGCUUUCGUUACAUAUUGCUUUCGUUACAUAUCCGUUAUUACAUACAGUUGAGUGUAUCUCACACCUGUGAAACUGAAUUUUGGAUUUACAGUUGGCUGCAAAGGGAAUUCGUAAAUUGUGUGUGUUAAGUACGCUGGAAUAUGGAACAAGCACUUACAUAAUUACAAAGUGGAACGGGUUGAAGUUACGUUAUGGUUGAAAGUGGAUUCGUUGAGGAGUACAUAAUAAUUGUGAUGGAGAGUGUGGAGCCCGAUUGGAGUACGGUUCAAAGUGGAAUAAGAUACGAGUUCAGUUCAAAGUGGAUUUAUACUGGAGUUAUGAUAUGAAGUUGAAUCUUUCAGGGGUAUAGUGCUCUGCAGAUGCUAGUAGGAGUACCGUACAGUUCGAAGGUGAAUUCAGUUGGAGUAUUGUUCGUACCGAAAUCGAAAAGGAGUAAAAAAGCAGAAUUCAAAGGGAGUACCUUACAAAAUGGAAUUCUUUAAGAAAUUCUGUGAAACAAAGAGGAAUAUAAGAGCUUGCCAGAGUGGAGGUAACAGGAGUAUUCUACUUGGUGAAGUCUACAGGAAGAAUUUAUUGUGCAGAGCGCUGUAGUUUCUCCAUGGUUGGCAGCUGUGAGCGAGAUGAUGAUUAUGAUUGGUGUCACGUUGUCGUUCUCCAACAGGUCCAACUGCCACACAGGGUACCGCCUCCUGGAUAUACCGGUAUCGUCGCCGACAUCGCUGGCCUUGUAAUCCGCAUCAUAGCCUCGGCAGAUGCUCCACCCACCAACCGUUGAUUGAUCUGCUGACACUUUGUGGAAGAAUAAAAUAAGUGGGUUCUAUGGCCGGGCAGUACUGGCAGUAUUUUGAGUUCCGGUAUUAACUUGGUACUGGACUUCGAAUAUCACCAGUACCGGUACCGGCAAUAUUGAGUUCUGGUACUUGACUAGUACUGGACUUCGAAUACCGCCAGUGCCGUUACCGGCAAUAUUAAUGAGUUCCAGUACUUUACCGAUGCUGGACUUUGAAUACUGCCAGUAGCGGUACCGGCAUUAUAUAGAGUUCUGGUACUUUACUAGUACUGGACAUCGAAUACCGCCAGUACUGGUACCGGCAAUAUUGAGUUCCAGUACUUUACCGAUUCUGGACUUUGAAUACCACCAGUACUGGUACCGCUACCAGCCCUGCGCAAGUGACUCGUUGUCUCGGGGCUCCCACCACCAGGGACAGACAGACGGACGUCCUAGUGGACUUUGUUGUAGUAUAAUCGUGCCAUGGGGUUGAUUUCUCUGGAGUUGUUCACACUCCUUGGUGUUAGUGUUGUUAACCCAAGGAGUGAAAAACAGAAGAAAAAAAGUAAGAAAAGACGUACGAAGGAUUACUUUUACCUCUGUAGCUGUUCUGCUUUCACUUGAUGGAGAUUUCGCCCAAGCUGUUCUCUUUUGCUGAUUAGUGGCUCAAUUUGUUCUCAGCUCAUAAUAAUAAUAGUUUGUUGGGGAUUUUUUUUUCUUCUUCCUUCUCUCUAUUUACUGUACACAACUGUAACCAUUGAAGAGCUUUUAUUAUGAUGAUGAUGAUAAUAAUAAUUAUGAAAUGUGUUCUUUGUGAUGCUGAAGAAGGGGUGAUGUUUUGUGCUUUUUUUCUCUCUCUCUACAUGCCCAUCAGCAAUAGAAGAUCUUUACUAUGGAUGUGUCUAUAAUUGUGCUUACUAAUUUUUACUUUGCUUUGUUUUUUGUAUAAUUUUUUUUUGGGAAAAGCUGACAAACUUCUUCCAAAGACAGCUGAUGUUGCUGAAACCACAGGGCAUGGGAAAUGCUAAUUGGGGGGUGGGGGUGGGGGGGGGGGGGGUCUGCUGACUGGCAGACAAUUCCGGAAGGAAUUUACGUACCCGUCUCUGUUGGUUAUACACCAAAAAGUGUCAAGAUCCUGUUGCCAUAAACUUUGUUUGGAUUUUGGUUGUUUUUGUACGUGUGUGUACCUCGUGCACUAUUACUGAGUACGUGCUUUUAUCUGUUUGAAAGCUUAUUAUUAUUACAGGGGUGUUUGCUUCUUGUGUGGUCGGGUGUGUGUCAAAAAUAUGUUGGGGUCCUUCGGUCCUUCAAUGAAUGAGACAGUAUAUUCAUGUGACAAUUUUUAUGAAAUUUAAGUUUGCAUUUCUUUUUUCUCGGAGUCCUUUACUUUUGUUUCCUAUUAAUUUGAUGUCGGUAAUGAUAGGUUCAAAAAUGUUAAUGUAGGAAGUACAUUCUGUAAUAUAAAUUUUUUUUCUCCAGUUGGAAGGGUCUGAUGAUUUAUUUACCUAAAUAGAUGAAGUAAUGAAUGCGUCAAUGGCAGUGAAAAAUAAUGUUACCUCGUUAGAAAUUUUGUCAUGAGCAUGACCAUGACAUUUCAAGCAGUAGAAAGACAUCUUUCAAAUUGACCCUUUACUUUUAAAAGAGAGAAAUCAUCCUGUUUGAGGUGUAACUUUAUGUUUACUUUGGGAUUUUCUUUAAAUUAAGAGCCAUUUCUUUUUAGUUUAAAAAAAAAGAAAUUUAUUAUAAAUAGAAAAAUCACUAUAAAAAUUUUCCACUGAAAUAGCAAAGGCACAUUAUAACAUUGUUUUAUGAUUGUUCCAAAUUCUGACCAAAAUAAAGCUAUCACAUGAUGUUCCUCCUAUA